GAAGGGAAGACAGACCUUAUAAAAACAGAUGUGAUCCAGACGUUUCCAUUACAUUUGAAUUUCAGCAACUUAGAAAUGACGUAUCGAGAAUUUGUUCCUUCUGAUCCGUAAAUUUUGUUGCAAUAACAAACCGUGUUAAAUCAGUGGAAGAAUCUAGAUUCUAGUAGCAAAGAUCUUUAGUGAGUUUAAAAGAUAAUCAACACACUACACAACAAUGCAAAUAAUCUUGAUACAACCAGGCAGCCAAGCUGCCUUGAGUUUGGGUCAAACUCAUCAAUUUGUCAGUAGUUCGUCUUCAACAAAUGGAGAAGGUUCUGAAAUCGACUGUGAUUUCAGUGGAGAGGACAACUGUCAGAAGCCUGCCCGGAAGAGGCAGAGAUUGGACCACAUGACAGAACAAGAAAAAUUCUUGAGGAGAAAAAUGAAAAAUCGGGUUGCAGCACAGACUGCUCGAGACAAGAAGAAAGCCAAAAUGGACGAACUUGAAGAUGUUGUUAUCAAUCUCAGAGCAGAGAACAAUCGCCUGAAAGCUGAAAACCAGCAACUACUGGCAGAAAAUGCAAGAUUAUCUGGCAUUCAAACCCCUCAUGUAGAAGAAGUUUCCAAAUCCAUGGAAAGGAUGUAUCCUGUUAAGUCAGCCGCACUUAUUAAUGGACCUCUGCCGCAGGGACAGGGUUACAUCCCAUCUUUGGUUUUGAGAAUGUUUCUACAUCUGAUGCUGAUUCUGCAAUCCCCUUCAUCAGCUCAGUUAUUAAAAUUGAACGGACUGAAAAUGUCUGCCUUGCUCGACAACGCACACAGCCAGUGGCUGUCCGAGCAACAGUUCAAAAACCUUACAAAAACAUCAAAGCAUCAACAGUUGUCAAUAACACUAAAAUUGACGAAGCACCCGCCGUAACAACGAAAGCAGCUGAAGGAAAAAUAGAUAUUCUAAACUGGCUUACCAAAGCUGUGCUGGAAAGUGAUGAAACUGAAACUGAAAACUUGUCAUUCCCCACAAAUACCGAAAAUGUUGACUUUGAUUUGCUCGAGUAUGUUGAGGCUUCAUGCAAUGACAUCACUUUAGACGAGAAGAUCAUCGACAGUCUAAUGUCCUUUGAAACACAAACAAUUGUUGAUUCCUCCAAUGAACAUUUAAAAUCUUUCCCCGAUAUUCGAGACUGCAAUGACGAUUUACUUGAGCGGGCAGUUGAAUGCCCAGAUUCGCCUUUUUGCAAGUCAGAGGAAAUAAUCGACUAUGUCGACCACACAAAUAGUAUUUCUGGCUCACCCAUCUUUGAAGAAAAUAUGCAAGAACCUGAUUGGCUGUCUACAUGGGACUGUGUCGUCUAAACUUUUAAAUUGGCCAUUGCGUCCUAUAUUAUUCGAACCUACCUAAGUUAUAUGUUUUUGUAUUUUCGUUUUUGUGUGUUCAUUUGUUCCAUUUCAAAUGAGAUAAAUGCAUAAUUAUUUUUUUUUUAAUUCGCCAAGAUAAUAAAGAACUAAAAUGUA
Messenger RNA from Daphnia pulicaria, 1491 nucleotides. RefSeq lists its product as uncharacterized. Bases 215 to 898 code for a protein of 227 amino acids. The record is from RefSeq and is a predicted model, not a curated record. Lineage: Eukaryota; Metazoa; Arthropoda; Branchiopoda; Diplostraca; Daphniidae. Gene Ontology annotation, molecular function: DNA-binding transcription factor activity, RNA polymerase II-specific; RNA polymerase II transcription regulatory region sequence-specific DNA binding. Gene Ontology annotation, cellular component: nucleus. The transcript is spliced from 3 exons.